Zalophus californianus (California sea lion) is the source of this 748-nucleotide messenger RNA. Its product is annotated as cytochrome c oxidase subunit 6B1-like. Gene Ontology annotation, cellular component: respiratory chain complex IV; mitochondrial inner membrane; mitochondrion. The record is from RefSeq and is a predicted model, not a curated record. Lineage: Eukaryota; Metazoa; Chordata; Mammalia; Carnivora; Otariidae. Bases 353 to 613 code for a protein of 86 amino acids. The transcript has a single exon.
CACAACUGUAUGUGUUUGUCAAACUCACUCAACUAUAUACAAACUGAACUAUAUAUAAACUGAACCUUAAUAAGAACAAAGGCAUACUUUAAAAAUAUCACUCUGUCUGAUGCAUGGAGAAUGGGUAGGAUGGAGAAAGAGUGGAAGAGGAAACGUCAGGAGGCUGUUGAAUAUUCUAGUGCAAGAUGGCGGUGAUUUGGAUGUUGGUAAGAGAACUCUAGUCAAGUACGUGGAAUCAAAAUAUAUUAGUGAGGUUGUAUCAAAAGGACACGGUAUGGUCCGGCUCUGGCGUCUCUGCUGAGGAUCACAUUGAGCUGCGAGGUGCUGCUGUGGUGUGUUUAGAAUCAGCACCAUGGCAAAAGACAUCAAGACCAAAAUCAAGAACUACCAGACCGCCCCUUUUGACAGCCGCUUCCCCAACCAGAACCAGACCAGAAACUGCUGGCAGAACUACCUGGACUUCCACUGCUGUGAGAAGGCAAUGACUGCUAAAGGGGGUGAUGUCUCCGUGUGCGAAUGGUACCGUCGUGUGUACAAGUCCCUCUGCCCCAUAUCCUGGGUAUCAGCCUGGGACGACCGGCGGGCAGAAGGCACGUUUCCUGGGAAGAUCUGAACUGGCUUCACCCACCUCUCCUCUGUCCUCCCUCCUUCUCCCAGGGAGGUGAAGGGGGACCUGGGUGCAUGGUGAUCCCCACCCUGGGAUUCUGAAUCAUGGCUUAACUAAUAAUAAAUACUCGUUGGAAAAGUG